Messenger RNA from Medicago truncatula (barrel medic), 2203 nucleotides. Its product is annotated as zinc finger protein CONSTANS-LIKE 9. Bases 325 to 1560 code for a protein of 411 amino acids. The record is from RefSeq and is a predicted model, not a curated record. Gene Ontology annotation, molecular function: protein binding; zinc ion binding. Lineage: Eukaryota; Viridiplantae; Streptophyta; Magnoliopsida; Fabales; Fabaceae. The transcript is spliced from 5 exons.
AUCUAACCUACAAAUAAUAUCUAUCUACACCUUUGCUUAUCUAUCUCAGGUUCUGACUCCAAAAACUGAACUCUAAAAUAUCUUUAGCAUAAGAAAAAGAGAGAGAGAGAGAAACACAACAAAAAUCUUAAAUAUCUUCAAAAAGUUCACCUUCUUUCUUUGCUUUCAGGUUUUCCAUACCAAAAAUAUCAACUCCCUUUUGCUUACAGAUCUUGUCCUGUGUUUUCCUUGCCUUAAGGUCGAAUCCACAGUAUUGAAAUUCAGCUAUCUUUAUCAAAUUAUCUGAAGGUUUCACAGUUAUAGGACUAAAGAAACAGUUUAAAGAUGGGUUACAUAUGUGAUUUUUGUGGAGAUCAGAGGUCGAUGGUGUACUGUCGAUCCGAUGCAGCAUGUUUAUGUUUGUCAUGUGAUCGAAACGUUCAUUCAGCAAAUACCCUAGCUCGAAGACAUUCGAGGACUCUUUUGUGUGAGAGAUGCAGUUCACAACCUGCUUUGGUUAGGUGUUCUGAAGAGAAAGUUUCACUUUGUCAGAAUUGUGAUUGGUUAGGUCAUGGUAACUCUACAUCUUCCAAUCAUAAGAGGCAAACAAUCAAUUGCUACUCAGGUUGCCCUUCGUCGGCGGAACUUUCUUCGAUAUGGUCUUUUGUGUUAGAUAUCCCUUCUCUGAGUGAAACUACAUGUGAGCAAGAACUAGGUUUCAUGAGUAUUAAUGAGAAUAGGAGUGCUUGGGUCGAUCCAAAAAAUCAGAACGUGUCUGAUUCAGAUAAAGCUACUGAUCUACCUGAUUUGGAUAAGUCUUUCGCCGGUACAUCUUCAAUGCCCGAAUCUAGCAAAGAACCGCGUAUGCUCGACCGCCCAGAUGGAUCUACCAAUGAAUGUGUACCAAAGUUAUACUGUCCUGCUACAAAUUGCCGUGAAGCAAGUGAUGAUGAUGAUGAUCUGUAUGGUGAUUUCGAUAUGGAUGAAAUGGAUAUAAAUAUGGAGAACUAUGAUGAACUUUUUGGUAUGGCCCUCACUCAUUCUGAAGAGCUUUUUGAAAAUGGUGGAUUUAACAGCUUAUUUGGGGCAAAAGCCAUGUCUGCCGGAGAUUCCAAUUGUCAAGAUGCUAAUGCUGCUGAGGGUUCAUCAAUUGGACAUGUCAAUGCAGCACAACCAGCAUGCAGCACUGCAGCAUCUGCAGAUUCCAUAUUGAGUACUAAAACUGAACCAAAUCUUUGUAUUACUGCAAAGCAAUCCCAAUCGAGCCUUUCUUUUUCUGGUAUUAAUGAAGACGGUGGUGCUGGAGACUAUCAAGAUUGUGGAGCUUCUUCAAUGCUUCUCAUGGGAGAACCUCCUUGGUUAAACACUUGUCCUGAGAAUGAGCUACAACUACAAUCUGCUAACCGCUGUAGUGCUGUUAUGCGAUACAAGGAAAAGAAAAAGACACGCAAGUUUGACAAAAGAGUGAGAUAUGCCUCUCGCAAGGAAAGGGCUGAUGUCCGAAGGCGCGUGAAGGGCCGGUUUGUUAAAGCCGGCGAGGCCUAUGAUUAUGACCCUUUGAGCCAAACCAGAAGCUACUGAGUGUAUAAUUUUUAACCAUUUCUUAAAAGGAAAGACACAAUUAUGCCUGAAAAAUGGGUGAUAUUUGAUGCAUUCUUUUUCCGUGCAAUGACGAACUGUCUUGAUUUUAUCUCAGGGUUCUACCUUUCUUCAAGGACAAAAAAGGGUCUAAGAAGACUGUUCAACAGUAUAAACUCCGAAUCCGAUUCUCUGUCCUUCACUGCCAAGAAUAUCCAAAGUGUCCCCUUCAAGCACCGUGUUUGGAUUACCAUCUUUGUGUUAAACUUGGCAAAUUUUGCUUCUUAAUUCUUCUAUAAGAAUUCAGAAGUCUUCUAGGUUCUCUUUGUCCUUAACCAAUGCACCAUGUUUGUCAUGUCCUGGGUUAUAGUCACGUCUAGAAGCACGGCAUGAUGAUGAGUUUGUUAUUUUGACAGUUUGAGAUAAACUGCAAAAGUUGUAUAUUGUAAUAGUUGGCUUCUCUUGUUUGAGAUGUAUAGCACACAAUCUACAUGUAUGCAGUUAGAUGUAUAAAAUGUCCAAUGGAUCUGACUUAAAACAAACUGUAAAGGAUAUUGAAUGGUGUAGUACUAUGUAUAGAAUAGGAUCUCAUGCAUGCUGCUCUAUAUUGGAAAUGUACCAAUACAAGUUUUGUUUGUGACUGGAA